This is a messenger RNA of Rattus norvegicus (Norway rat), 40921 nucleotides long. The record is from RefSeq and is a predicted model, not a curated record. NCBI's taxonomy places the organism in Eukaryota, Metazoa, Chordata, Mammalia, Rodentia, Muridae.
CCAUACUGCCUUAGCUCGGGCAGUCAGUGCACCAGCGCUAGGGCAAGCUGAGGCUUCCGUGCGGGGCUGGAGGCUGCCGCAGUGGAGGGAGGGUCAGUGUGCGGGAGACUGAGGCCAGAAAGCGUUGCCAUGGCGGGUGUGCUGAGCAGGGACGCGCCUGACAUCGAGAGUAUCCUGGCUUUAAAUCCUCGAAUACAAGCUCAUGCGACUCUUCGUUCCACCAUGGCCAAGAAACUAGACAAGAAACAUUGGAAAAGGAACACUGAUAAGAACUGCUUUACCUGUGAGAAGCUGGAGAAUAAUUUUGAUGACAUCAAGCACACGACUCUUGGUGAGCGAGGGGCUCUCCGAGAAGCAGUGAGAUGCUUGAAAUGUGCAGAUGCUCCCUGCCAGAAGAGUUGUCCCACGUCUCUUGACAUUAAGUCAUUCAUCACAAGUAUCGCCAACAAGAACUACUAUGGUGCAGCUAAGCUGAUUUUUUCCGAUAAUCCUCUUGGUCUUACUUGCGGAAUGGUUUGUCCAACAUCUGACCUCUGUGUCGGAGGAUGCAACUUACAUGCUACUGAAGAGGGGCCAAUUAAUAUUGGUGGACUGCAGCAGUUUGCUACCGAGGUGUUCAAAGCGAUGAACAUCCCACAGAUCAGAAGCCCGUUGCUGCCUCCUCCGGAACAUAUGCCGGAAGCUUACUCAGCAAAAAUUGCGCUGUUUGGAGCUGGGCCUGCGAGUAUAAGCUGUGCCUCCUUUCUGGCUCGACUGGGCUAUUCCGACAUCACCAUAUUUGAAAAGCAAGAAUACGUUGGUGGCUUAAGCACUUCUGAAAUCCCUCAGUUUCGGCUCCCAUAUGAUGUCGUGAAUUUUGAGAUUGAGCUCAUGAAGGACCUUGGUGUCAAGAUAAUUUGUGGUAAAAGCAUUUCCACAGAUGAAAUGACUCUUAGUACUUUGAAAGAAAAUGGCUACAAAGCUGCUUUUAUUGGAAUAGUUUUAUGCAUCUUGUUGUCAAGACCUCUAUGUGUGUGCCAUGCCGUGAUGUGUUUUCUGAGGAUCAGAGUUAUUUUUCUAUCAUGAGUAUCAGAAUGAAAUGUAAAUCACCAGGCUUGAUUCAAGUACCCUCAUGGACUCAGCUUUGUUGCUGACCCCAGGUAAGCCUGUUUGAGGGUGGUGAAGUCUCCUUGUGCUUCAAACAGUUGGUAUUAAUCCAAAAACAGUUUGAUUGUCAGUGCCAAAGACCCCGAGCAACCUCAUGAGAGUCUUCUCUGUUUAAAGCCAUCGUGAUUUGUGUAGUAACUGUCUCAUACACACUCUCACUAGCCAUGACACUCAGGGUAAGCCAGACUAUCAUCAUGCUAAUAUAGCUUUUAAUAUACCCCUUUUGUUUUAAGUUACCUCACCCAUCACUCCAUAUCUACACAUCUUUCCAAGGGAGUAUUUUCUAAUAUUUUAUCUAUAUACUUUUCCUCACUGAGAAAAUUCUUCAAUUUCUCUCUUGAUGCUAAUAUCAAUAUUCCAAGAAUUUCCCUGUCAAGGAGCCCAUCCUUCGUGAGAUACUCAUGCUGAUCCACCAGAGCAAACGUUUUUUCAUGCUCAUCCAUAAUGACAUACUUUGUUACAUUUAUAGAAAGGAAUCGAUAUCCCUUUUUUAAUAUUAGGUUAGAUGUACUUACCUAUUAUCUCCUUAAAACUCAUGAAUAAUGUUAUACUUUAUACCUUACGUUUUCAUCAUGUUCUUGUUCUCUGUAUCAAAAAGUAUUUUGGGAGCUAAAGUUUUUAAGGGAAAAAAAAUAGGAAACGGGAAGACCUAAGAAGAAUGUUAUAAUUCCUUGCUCUGAUUUGAGAUGCUCACAUUUAACUACUUAAAAUCCAUUCAUUUUCCCCAGCUCUCUUUCUGCCUUUCUUUGUUUCUUUCCCUCUCCCCAUCCUUCCAACACCAAAACUGCAUUUGUAGACCUCACCCCUUGCUUUAUAUCUAGCCAUUUGAUGAAUUCUUAUGUGAUUGGUUUAUUUAUGACUUACGGCAUCUAGAAUUACAUUAUUAUGUUAUUUGCUUUGACAAUUUGCGGAUAAAUUUUAAAGUUGUAUUUAUUUCCUUGUAGAUGUUUUGAAAGCACCAGUGAAUUUGCCAAGUGGGUACAGGGAAGGGGAUAUCCUGAGUCCCACAUUGUGAAAGAAAAGAACAAAUACCCAGAAAUUUUUCUAUUAGCUCCAUACAUAUGUGUCCCCCACAUAUAAUAAAUUAAUUUAAAAAUUGAAGUUAAAAAGAAAAUCAUUUUUAAGAAAAUGUCUUUUCUUAUGGGUAGAAAUUUUUAAAUAAAGUCCAUGGUAAGGACAUAUUUAUUUGGUCAUUAAUUAAUUAAAAUAAAUGUUUCCUGUAAAAUAGCCUAUAAAUUAUUUGGCUUUUAUUUAAUGAAAGUUAUGGAAAAGUAUAAAAAAUAUUUUUCACUUUCUAAUAUUUUUAAUCGUCUUUAGAUUUCUUGGACUAGAGACAGAGAUGAUAUCUGAUCCUCUUCUCCAUGUAUGUUUUAUGAAAUAAAGAUACAUUUUCCUUAUCCCUUCUAAAGAGGGGAAAAUGUUGUUUUCAUUAUGGAAGAAUUAAUUUUCUUUUAGUCUUGCCAGUGUCUUAAUGAAUUAUUAUAAUAAGGCAUUGAUAAGAGGAUUAGAGAACCAUUGAAGUGAGCAAAAUGUUUAUUUUUUCCCACUUAUUAGGCUACUGGUUGCAUUUUGAAGAGAACACUACCAUUUGAGUCUCGGAGUGGAACUUACUGAGCAUAUACUAUGAGCACAGUCAUUAUCAGCUGGGGCUGCAAUGGCCAAAGACCUCAGACUAGGUGGAGCAGACAGCUCACAUAUAUGUUCUUACAUUCUAAAAACUGGAGGUCUGAGACCAUGGGACAAAAUGCUUGGGUUCUGGUGAGAUCCCUUCCUAGCUUUCAGGUGAUUGGUGAGCUUGCAUAGCCUCUUCUUGGUCCCUCUAUUUGUUCUCUUUAUUAAAACCUGUUUUAUGCUAAACACACGUUAAUCCCAAAGCCAGAGAAGCUAAAUUUAUGAUGACCUAAACUGAAUCUAAAUCCAAACGCCCGCAUUCUCAAUAUAAACUUGGGUGUUACAGCUUAAACAUAUGGAUUUCAAUGGGACACAAGAAAUGAGUCUGUGAUAGGCUGUGAUUAUUUUUGCCAAUGUAGUAAUUGUUCAGUAAACAACGUAGGUGGCCUGAGGUGUCCUCUACAAACCAGAGGUUGAUGAUAGAUGGGGCACAAAGUAAACAAAGGAAAGCAGAAGUCACUGAGGUAGUGUGCAUCAUCACAAACAUUGUACUCUACUUCCUUCAAUUCAGUCCAGUUGCCUGUCAAGAAUUCCAGACUUCACUGAACGCCUAUGGCUAAACAGCAAUUUUUCAGAUUGAAGCUAUGAAUUGUGCCACCGCAGAGCUCUCGCCUCAGUAGACAUCACAUGGUCAUGCUGAUUUUAGUUUUUUUUCCUAUCUUUAUUAAAUUGGGUAUUUCUUAUUUACAUUUCAAAUGUUAUUCCCUUUCCCGGUUUCCGGCCAACAUCCCCCUCCCUCUCCCCUUCUAUAUGGCUGUUCCCCUCCCCAUCCUCUCCCCAUUAUUGCCCUCCACCCAACAAUCAUGUUCACUGGGGGUUCAGUCUUGGCAGGACCCAGGGCUUCCCCUUCCACUGGUGCUCUUACUAGGAUAUUCAUUACUACCUAUGGGGUCAGAGUCCAGGGUCAGUCCAUGUAUAGUCUUUAGGUAGUGGCUUAGUCCCUGGAAGCUCUGGUUGCUUGGCAUUGUUGUUCAUAUGGGGUCUCCCAAUUAUUACCAUGUAAAAUUGGGGAAAAUGAAGAGCAAUACUGAAAUAAAAUGAAGAAUGAGAGACAGAAAAUUCCAGAAUUGGCAAGAGACUGAUGUGUGUUGAAGGAACAUCAUGUUCCGUUUCACUGUGUGAUUUGUUUCUUUGUGUCAUGGUUUUGUAUAUAGGAAUAUGAAACUGCAGGAUAAUUUAUGUUAUUUAUUCGUUCUUGUUUAUAAAAACAUCAGACUAUAUCGUCUUCAAUAAAAAAUGUGUUGAUAACUUUUAUAAUAUAAUCGAAUCCUUGAUUUUAAGGGCCUUUCAACUAUAUGUUCUAAAGGAAGACACUCUCUUAAGAGAUGUCCCUGGCAUAGAGAUUUCUAAGUCACAAACUGUAUGGGGCAUAAAAAAAUCCCCUGAAUGAGUGUGUUGUUGACAUGAUCAUGACCUGGUCCGGGACACUAGCUUCAUACCUAUGAGAAAAUGGCAAAGCCUUCCCCAGUGGAGGCUCAGAUGGAUGGCAAAGACUUCGGUUCCAGGAUGAUGAUAGUGUGCACAGAGAGUCCCCGUAGCUUUCUUCCUCGGGAUAGCAAUGUCCUUAGACUGCUCUUUUAUAAAGACUGUGUGUAUAGAGAAUUUGAAUACACUGAUCUUCUGGUAUGUCAUAAUUUCUCUGUUGGAGGAUCAGUCUAUCUAAUCCUUGAUCAUCUGCUUAUGAGUGAUUGUCCUUUCCCUCACCUGGUUGCCCUGUCAGGUCUAUGCCGGAAUCUUGCUGAGUGCAGUGGCCGACCAACUUUAACAUCACCACAGUUAAAACUUAUAUUAAAUUAAAUUUACUCCAGGUCUUGUCCAAGGAAUGGCUGGUAUAAUUGUGUUCUCAAUUCAACAGAUAAAACGCAGUUUACUCUUCUUACUCAUUUUCAAUUAGUUAUACUCAUAUUAGUUAAUGAUACUGUAAAUUAUAACAUGAGUUCGUACACAGAAACCCAGUACUGCAACACACGUUGACAUAAAUCUGCUAUAUCAUAAGUUCCUAAACAUACUUCUAAGGAUAUAUACCGUGAGCACUUAAGAAAAAAAAUUUAAACAAAGUUUGAGUGUAUUUACUUUCUUAUCUGCAAAUAGACGAGGAGUGCUGAUGUGCCUUUUCUCGCUCUGAUUACCCAUGCAAUGCCACCUGCUGUGCAGAUGGGACCUACACCACACAACAGAGGCCCUGUUCACACCCUGCCCACUGCAGCCAGCCACACUCCCAUGACAGGGAGUUAAGCAGAUGUUCAUUUUGCUUGUGUAAAUGAGAUAAAUUGUGGAUCCAACUUCCAAUUCAUGGAGUUACGUUUGAAAAGCACAGUGUUGAUAUUUGAGUAGUGAUUCAAAAUUAUGGCAGUGUUUAAGCAAUUUAUAGGAAUAAAGCCAUGUUGAAGGAGGGUUUGCUUUACCGGGUCUUCAUGUUCUUACUUUGUGUGUCUAGAUUUUAUUCUAUACAAAACUUUGCAAAGUAGUUUCAUUUAGUUCUUAAUAACUGCAUUUCAUAGAUAAAUCAAUCAUUGUUAAAUUUUAAAAUUUCAGAUGAAUAAGUUUGAGUUUGUCUUUUUUAACCUAAUAGAUUAGAAACUUGUCCCAUAUGCAUACCAGUACAAAGGUAUAUAUUUUCAAAAACAAUUAAUAUAUUUACAAAAAUGAUAAAAAUGACUUUAGCUCAAAUAAGGAUAUUGCAUGGGUAAAUAUAGUAUACACAUUUGCUGCAUUUUUUUUUUACUGGAUAUAGGUUCUAUUUAAACUUUCACAGUAUAAUUGAUGUUUGACAUUUCUCCAUAUUCUCUCUCUCUCUCUCUCUCUCUCUCUCUCUGUGUGUGUGAGUGUGUGUGUGUGUGUGUGUGUGUGUGUGUGUGUGUGUGUAGAUCUUAAAAUAGCUCAUUUAAUGCUCUUUACAAGUUCAACUGUGGUCUGUCUUUAACAAGAAACUUUACAUUAAUCCAUUAGAAUUUGGAAUACUCUGAAAUGUUGUCCAAUGCCUGUAGUCCCUGCAUUUGGGAGGGGGAGGCAGGCAAGUGUAGAGUCAACAUAGGUCACAAAGAGUUCCAAAUCAUAAAGGGACGUGAGCACACACACACACACACACGCGCGCGCGCGCGCGCGCACGCACACACACACACACACACACACACACACACACAUGACAUUCUCUCAAAAUAGGCAACAAAAAUUAAAUGAACUAAACUUAGCAUAAAACCUUCUGGACAUGAUAAGGCAGUGUAUUCACACAAGUUCAAGCUAGUCGAUUUACAAGUAGGGAUGGGUUCAUGUGGCCCAACCCUAACUGAAAAACUAUUGGCUAUUGAUGGCUGCUAGGGGAGGAAAGUCAGUUUUACUGAGAACUUUGGUCACUGGUAGAUACUCCAUGACCCUUCCCAGAGGAGCUGCACUGACUGGAUGCAGUGGUGUAUUAUAAAAAAUAGUUCUUGGAGUUGAGAGGCAAACUUGAGGACAGGAACUUGAAGGAUUAGGAGUGACAAAAUGACUGGGUGUCUUAGUUAGGGUUUUACUGCUGUGAACAGAUACCAUGACCAAUGCAACUCUUAUAAGGACAACAUUUAAUUGGAGCUGGCUUGCAAGUUCAGAGUUUUGGUCCAUUUUCCUAAAGGUGGGAGCAUGGUAGAAUCCAGGCAGGCAUGGUGCAGGAGGAGCUGAGAGUUUUACAUCUUCAUCUGAAGGCUGCUAGUGGAAGACUGACUUCCUGGGAGCUAGAAUGAGGGUCUUAAGCCCAUGCCCACAGUGACAUUUCUACUGCAACAAGGCCACACCUCCUAAGAGUGCCAUUCCCUGGGCCAAGCAUAUACAAACCAUCACACUGGAGGUGAAUGCAACAACAGCAGCAGGAACAACAAUAAUGAUAAUAAUAAUAAUAAUAAUAAUAAUAAUAAUAAUAAUAAAAUAAUACACAUAUGUGAAAUUCUCAGAGAAUAAAGUAAAAAUACUAUUUGUACAAGAGAUAAAAACAUUUAAUUGAAUCACCUUAGUCACAUUUAUAACAUCAUUGUAGCAUGCUACAAUGGCUUCUAUCCAUUCUCAAAAAUAUUUCUACAGUGCAAAAUUGUAACUACCUAUUCUUUUAACUAAUCUGGAAACCUUAUAAAUAUGAAGUGUCUGAGUAUAAUUUACACACUGUCCUCAAAACUCUGUACCAGAAUCUCCUUGAUAGUUUACCUGUUACCCAUUCAUUUACUCAUUCACUGUAGCCACUCUACUAUUACACAAUUGGGAGGUUAUAAAUAAAGCUUCUGUGGACAUGGGUAUAUAAUUGUUUCCUCAGGUCCCCUCAUUUAUUUAUUUAAAUAGAUAUCUUCAAAUAUGUAAUUGGCCACCAAGAUUCUCUGUUUAGUUUCUGUGGUGUUAUGACAUAAUUUUCAGUACUUUUAGAAUUUUUGAUAGUACCAUCCUAAUUAGUAUGGGAUAGUAUAAGUUAUAUUUAUUUUGUAUUACAUCAUGUGCAUUGCUUACAGAAAGUUUCAGCAAUGUUAUAUAUAUAUAUGUGUGUGUGCAUGUGAUAUAUAUAUAUAGCUAUAUGUUAAAUUAUAUAACUAUAUAUAUGUGUGUGUCUGUGAUAUAAUAAAAUAUAUGUAUAACUAUACAUAUAUAAAACUAUAUAAUAUACAUAUGUGUAUAUAUAUAUAUAUAUAUAUAUAUAUAUAUAUAUAUAUAUUUCUAUAGUUAUUUAGUUGCUGAAUCCAACUUGGCCAUGGCAGAGUGGAAUGACAGGGUUCCCGUACCUGGAACAGAGGCAGUGGGGUAGGGGCCUCCAUGAGUGUUGAUGGUUACUGUGGGCAUGAGGCUUCUUUGUAUAUUAAAGUACAUAUUGUAUGUCCUCUUUUGAGGAAUGUUCCCUCUAGCAAGGUUAAAGACUCCGUGGUAAUCAGAGACAGCAGGAAUCUCAGAGGCGUUGGUUUAAAGAGACAGCAAAAUGGUUAAAUGCUGUGACCAUCAGGUUGUGGGAAAGAAUGCUGAGAACAUGAGUUCAUAAAAUAUAUAAUUUCUCAAUCAUGCAAAAUAUAAGGAUACAAUAUGAAUUAUAUGAAGGACUUCACAAACCUAGAAAAGCAGUGGCAACUGCAUUAUGGGCCAGCUUGUCAGAAAGCUGCAGGGGCAGGCAGAUACAAAGGCGGUUGGAUUCCUGAGUUCAGGAUCAUCAUGGGACAGAGGGAGUUUAGGUUCAGGCUCAGGCAUGGCAGGAAUGGUAAUUUCAGUACUGGGCCCCAUCCAGCUAUCUUACUGUCUUUGUUUGUGCUUUCUGUGUCUUUCUAAGAGUCAAGAACCAAGACCAAGAACCCUUGGGUCUGUAAUCAUGGAACGAUGAUUCAUGGGAUAAUCAAAACAGAAUCUCGGGUAAUGAGUGAAUUGAUGUAAAUAAAAAUUGGGCUUUUGAUCUGUAAGAGAUAACUAUACAGAAAGUUUUUAGACUAUCAAGAGAACGCUGCCUGGAGCAGAUUACUGAGAUGCAAUCUAGAAAGCUCUCUUGAGGAAAACAGGCUAUCAGCUUGUAACCCAAGAUUUGACUUCCAACUGUUCCUUUUACUGUUCCCAGACAUCCCUUCUCUCAGAAACCUUCUCCAAGAUGAGGCACUGAGUCUAUAAUUGUCAGGUUGUAUAAGAAAAUAAACUUAUCUCCCAUAAAGAUUAAUUGAUAUGUGUCUUUUGUGAUUAUAUGAAGACUUUAAUUGGAUUAUAAGUCACAGCUAUGAAGAGAGAGGGCUAAAUUAAUUCAGUGAGAGGAUCAGUAAGGGAAGGACAGUGCUAUAGAGUAAUAUUAAGAAACAGAUGUUACAUGGCUCCCAUAUUUCUAACAACUCUUUAUAACAAUAUUCAAUGAAAUGCAAUGACAACAAGUAUUUCAUGUUUGUGUAUCGUAUAUAUAUAAAUAGAAAAUCUGUUUUUGAAGUAUAAAGAAAAAUGUAGAAUAGAUACAAAUAGACAGUGCUAUUUGAGCCUUAGUGAAACUAAACUUAAAAUAUUGAUGGGGGCAGGGGUGGUCAGUAGGCUAAGCAUCAAUGGAUUACUUUGAAACAUUGGUUGAUCGCACUUUUACACUGUUAAGAAUACCACUUAAAGGAUAAAUUUAUGUUGAAUAUGAGAAAGAUUAACUUUUAUGUCACCAAAUGUACUUUGAUGACAAAUUCUUGCCUGAAUCUACUUCACCUAAAUUGUUUUAAGACUGUGUAUAUCUGCAUAGAUUAUUAUUCAAGAAACAAAUAGAAGGCCUCUGUUGGAAGCAGAUACAAGUUCAUCACUGCCUUUUUACCAUUAUUACUUUAAAAACAACCAAACAGGAUGACCAUGUUUUAGUGUUGAUUUAAGAAAUCCAGGCUUCUCAUAUCUUGCCUAUGAUUUUAGCAAGUAGCUUAUAUGAAAAGUGUUUCCAAAACAGGUUGUUAAGUGAUGUUAUUCAUGUAUUUCUUUUAAAGCAUGCGAUAGGAUUUAAUGUAUUAUUUUUAAAGUAAAUUUUUAGUAAAUAUAUCCAAACUUGAUUCGACAUUCAAAAAAUAAAAACACAUACAUAAAUUAAAAUCACAGAAGAAAUAAAAUUUCUGGUUUGUAUAACUUUAUUCACACACACACACAUUAGAAAUAUGCACACAUGCAUAUAAUGAUGUUUGAAUCUAGGUUAGGACUUAAUAAAGCCUUCUUAACAUUUUACAUUUACUUUUCUUUCAAUUCUUACUUUUCUCUUACAGAUUCUAACAAUUACCUUCCCUUCCUUCACUCAGCUUUUAGUUCAUUGAGAAUUCGAUACGUGACUAUAAUAUGUUUGGAUCAAAUCAAUCCAUCACUCUUCCCUUUUAUACUCACAAAAUCUAUUCGGUUCAUCCUGUAGGUGCGUGGCAAUCCACAGGAACAUAUCUAGUCUAUCAGCAGCCAAAGAACAUUGACAGUACCUUGAGACCAGAACAAUGUCAGACUAUCCAAUAUUCUUUUAUGGAUAGAGAAGAGACUCAGUAAGUUCUACCCUAGAUGAAAAGUUAGGACAGGAAAUUUUCAUCUUAGCCACCAAAUAAUAAAGGCUGUCUAGAUGACAGGUCCUUUUACCAUUAGUGCAUAAGAAUGUGAUAUUUGAAUUAUUUGAUAGUAUGUCUUAUGCUUUUUCUUAAUCUUAUAAAUCAUUCCAAUAUCUAAGCCAGACAAGGACAUUUUGGUCAUUAAAGUGUGUAUGAAAUGUAUUGAUACAUGAAAUAUGUUGAUACUGACUUAGUAAGAGCUAGACUCAUUUGAAUAAAGCAAAACAGGAAAGUGAGUAGAAUCUGUGCUAUUCCUAGGUGUAAUGUAAUAUGAUAGGUAAUGAAGCACAUAUAAGAAACAUAUGUAAGUUUAAUAUAGCUCUGUCCUACUUGAAAUACAUUCAAUUAAAGGUUGAUGUAUUUUUUUCUUUUUUCUUUUCUGUUAGACUCAAUUUUGCUUUUUUAUUUCUUACAAAGUAUUACAAAGCAUACAGUGAAAUAAAAAUAAGAAUGCAUGAAACAUUAAGAAAAAAUUGUAUAGAAUAUUAUGUUAGUAUAAGAAAUAAAAGUAAUGGAUUAUUGCAGUAGUAAAAUAUUAGAAUUUUAUGUGAUUGGGUUUUAUCUAUUGACUGUAUGAAUAUUUGCUUAUCAGAAUUCUCUAGGAUAUCUUGAGUCAAAGUUUCAUUUGGUUCUUUUAAAAAAUCCAUCUAAUAUGUUUUGGUAGCUAUACAACCAGAAUUUCUUUUAGAAUAGUUUGAGCUGUAUUAAAAGAUCAGAAAACCUUGGAAAAUACUAAAUAUUAGUCUAGAGAUUGCUUCAAAUGUAAAGUUUUUGACUAUAGUGGUAUAAGCACAAAAAUAUUAGGUUUUUGCUGGUAAAUAGAACUCACAUUUCAGAUUGCAGGUUUUUCCCCUGCAGUAGGAAUUUCAUUGUGAAAUAAGAAAAGAGGAAAAAUUAUGAAGGCAACAUAACCUUAAAACUAUUUUCAUUUUAUGAUACUUAUUUCUGUUGAUUAGAUGUUCGUAGAGCUCUGACAUAAAGUCAAAAGGUUAUAUGUAAAGUGUAUAGACUCAAAUAGCAUUAGUGCGUGUGCAACUAACAUUUGCUCCUGACCCCAUAAGCUCAUGACUGUGUAAUAAUAUAAAAUGUAUGGAGUCUGAUUUCAAGGUUCCAAAAGACUUAUUUAUAACCACACUGUUCAUUAAGUAGUCGAGAAACUCCUCUGAGAUUCAAGACAAUCUCUUAUCUAUGUGACUGCUUUAAACAUUCACACUCAUACUUCUUCUGUACAGGAGAACAUAUUAUUAGUAUUGCAAAAUAGAGAAUGAAAAUAUAUUAAGGAAAUAAUAGAUCAAACCAUCCUUAUGUGUAGCACACAGAGAUCUCUGUGACAUCCUCUGGUAUCCAUUGAACAGCCAUGUAAGAUCAUCUUCUUACAGCAUAUGUCACCCUACAACUACUACCGCUUUCCUCAGUAGGUGACCUAUUUCUGUGUUCUGGCACCUCCUGAGGCGUUCAUUACAAGUUUGGCUUCAUUUUUACAGCUGCACAAAUAGCUCCCCCAAAAGGUUAAGUACAGAAUCUGAGCCUGCCAUACAUUGCACAAUUUCAACAGCUUAUUUGAACCUUAUUUCUAGCCUUGACGAUCCUAGAGUUCUUACGUUCUUCAAGAUUUUAAACAAGAAAAACAUAAAUGAUGUCAGACUUCGUCAUCUCCUUGAGAGGUGACCUAACUCCCUAGGAACAUAUAUGGAUUCAUGGUCUCCUCAUAUUUGAAUAUGAAGAGUGAACCUUCAUGGGCAGUGAUUUUCUAUCAGCACAACCAACAUAAGGGCUCUUUUUGUGUGUUCUCCUUUUGAAUGAAUGCUUUUUUAAAAUGGUUUUACUGGAGACUUCUGUAGCCUGGGCCUUCAUUUCAAAGUAUUUUUCUCAUGUUCCUAAUGAAAACCUUAUGAUUUCUCUUUCAUAUACCUUUAAAAAUUGCAGUCAUACUGUUUAUAUUUAGUCUCACUUGCUUAAUGGGAUUCGUGCUCCUUUCUUCCCUGGUUGCAUAGUUUUAAAUAUCUUUACUACAAGUUCUUUAUGUUCACUGUAAAUCUGGCUAAAUGUAGUGAUCAGUUUCAGUGACACAGCCUGGGUGCCAUUGUAUCUUGAAAUCUCUGCUGCUAGUUGAAUCAAUUGAUUAUUCUUUUCAACUUCACUCAGAAUUUUAUGGCACAAAAUAUGGACAAAUUGCCCUAAUGCAACAUGAAUAGACUAUAACUGUUCCUAACAGCAUCCCUUAUUCUCUUUAUCCUCUUAUGAGAUCUCAUGAACACAAUCUUUACAUGUUGCUCCCGGCAUGCUUAUCUUAACUACUCCGAUGAGAAUGGUUAUACAACUGUGGUCAUGAUGUUGUAAAAUUUCCACCACUCAUAGUUCCAAACUCUUCCACAUUCUGUCCACUUUCCACCUUCAAAGGACUAAGGCUUGCUGCAUCAGUUGCUCUACCAGUUUUCUAAAUUUCUUGAUUGUUCUCAUUAUUCUGACUGAACACCUCACAGAAAUAAGACUAUAUUUCUGAUCAAAGUUUGAAAGAGUAUGAUGAUUCAUUAUGAUUAGGAUGUCAUGUCACCUAGCAUGUAUCUAUGGUGGCAGAAACUUCCUGCAUGAGAUAUUACAGUGCAACAGACUAUAAAACAUAGACAGUCUACACUAGAAGUGAAGUUAGGUUAUAACCCUCAUGACCAUUGCCUAAUAACUCAUCGCCUCUGGCAUGGCAUUGCUUCUUUAUGGCUUCAAAACAACCCCAGAUAGCACCACCAAAUAAGGACCCAUAAGCCAGUUGUCACAUUUCAUAUUUAAGCCAUAUCAAUAUAUAAAAGACAGAUGUUUGCAAUCUUUGCCCAAUCUGGGAGAAGUUCUAUAUUUAAUUUAUUAAUUUUUCAUUAAUCAUUGUGAAGAUAAAAAAUUUCAUGACACCAUGAAAUAGACUGAGAAAAGAAUAUUGAAAGAUUUUAUAUUAUGACAAUUACCAGAAUUUAGGCAAGAAAAAUUAAAGUAGAAUCCGGUAAAAGUACUAUAUAUUUGUAUAAAUAAUAUGUAAUAUAUUUAUACUUUAUAUAUAGUAAAUUAUAUAUACACAUGAUAUAUGGUCAUAAAAUUAUAACAGGAGUAAAUAAAGACUAGGUAAAAGUUGAGAAUGUUUAUAUCAUGUCUUUUGACCAACUAUAUAGAUAGGAAUGAUAGUUUACCUACAAAGCCAAGGGUGGUACCAUUACGAGAUACUUUCUGACUUCUUAUUUGGGAUUCUCAUGGCAUAUUGGUAUUAUGAUCCAAUAAGUUCCUGCUACUUUAUAUGGAAAGCAGAUGAGAAGUGUGGAUAAAAGAAGCUGGUGCCAGUAGAUACAGGAUCUAGCAAAAGACCCUAAAUCCCUGAACCAAUAAGUCUAAAAUCUAGUCAGAUUUAGUCAAUAUCUCACCCAAGUAGCUAUUGGGAGUGAUAGCAAUAACAUGCAUUAUUUUUUUUUCUGAAGUAGGUAUAUGUUAACAUUGAAAAAAUGGCAGUCAAUUUUGUCAUCUUAUAGAAAUUUCAUGAAGUCAUGGACUUGAUGAAAUUAUGUAUUGGGUUUUCAUAUUUAACCUAGCUAGAGCGAGACCACCAAAGCCCGGUAAAAAUGCCUGCUUAACAACUCCACAACAAAGGCUUUGAGCAUGUUUGACUUCCAUGCCAGAGGUUAUUCUAUCAACCAGACCUACUCAUCGUGCAGUUUUUAGUUUGCUUUUGAAUUGCUGCAUCCAUUCUUUUACCACAGCAUCUACAGUAUGUAUUUAAUAACUAUCUCUACAGUCAGUACAGUCUUGUACAAAACAACAGAGAAAGAGUCAAGUUGUCAUUUACAAUGACAAUACGACAACAUACAUUGUAGUGUAAGGUGGUGAGCAGAGCCUAUACCGUUGAAUGCAAUUGACCUUGGUUUUUAUUCCUAAAGAGUUUGUCAUCCAUUUGUCAGACAUGAAGAUACACACAUUCCGUAAAAAGUCUCGGCUGCAUAUGUAUCAAAUGCAUAAAUUAGCAAAAAAUACUUUACUUCAAAAAUACUACCUUUAUGUCUUUAAAAAACUUUAAAAAUAAGUUGCAUAGGUACAGUAAAACAACUCAAAAGAUAAGUAGCAUAUUUUUUUAUAACAUAACCAUCACCUAAAUGAGAUGUGAAUUUGCUGUUUUGUCACUUUUCCAUACAGUUCUGGAAAAGGAAGAAGAGUCAACAUCUGCAGGGGUUUCCUUCCUCUGCGGACUUCUUCUGUGGAGUUUGUUUAUACAUGUAUGCCUUUUCUGUUUAGCAAAGUAUUACACUAACACAUGUUUUAAAAGUAUGUUUUAAAACUGUUUGCGUGGUUGGUCUCUUAAAUGAAAAUUUUAUUUUACACAAUGAGAUAGCAAGGUCACAUUCACUAUGGUCUUUACGGAAGAUAGGCGUUUUUCAUUUUGGUAAACAUAAAAAAUGGUAUCAUACUUUAAAUAAACCUCCAGAGUGCAGAAUAACUGAUCAUAUGCUCUCUACUGUGAGAGGUUCAUUGGUUCGUAGAAUAAAAGAGGAGAGGUUUGCACCAGGACACUAGUCUGAGGUUUCUAGUUGCCAUCGUACAUAAACAUAACAUUUGAAAUUUCUUAAGUAUUUUUACACUGUAUUUUUAUUCUCCCCAACAUUGUAUCUUUUAGAAUACUUUUAGCAUGUACAAUAUUAGUAAAUGACACAGUACCUCUCCCAAAAUAGAAAGAAAUAAAGAAGACACAAAUUGAGUAUCUUUAGAAAGAUCUUCUUCCCUGAAAUGGUUAUAUCUGCUGUUACAGCUAUGUACCUUUCUGUUGAAAAUGGUAGACACUUUUCUCGUCAAAUAUGCUUUCUGAGUAAGUAAUGUUCUUAUGGAUAAUAGGAAGUUAAGGGGAUCUGUGGAUCCUGUGGGAAUUCUGAGCAUAUGUCUAAAGAUUCAGUCCAGCGCAUUCAAGGAAGAGGACAAUGAACAUUUAAAUACAGACUGCUGGCCACUGAUGAUCUCUCUCUCUCUCUCUCUCUCUCUCUCUCUCUCUCUCUCUCUCUCUCUCUCUGUGUGUGUAUGUGAAUGUGUGAGUGUGUGUCUCAGUGUGUGUGUGUGUGAGUGUGUGUCUCUGUGUGUGUGUGUAUGUGUGUGUGUGAUUUUUUUCUUCAGUCUCGUUUAAAGCCCUUUAUUAAUUUUGUGAUUAUAAUUUACUCACAACAUUUCAUCAUGCCCUUUCCUCUGUUAAAGAAUACCUUUACCCCUUUCCCUUCCUUAUACUCCUCCCCCACUCUCCUUUACAUUUAAGGCAUCUUUCUUAUGUAAGAAUUGUUAUUGCAUGCAUGUUAUAUGUAUAUUUAUAUAUGUGUGUGUGAGUGUGUGUGAGUGUGUGUGUGUGUGUGUGUGUGUGUAUAAUCCUAUAUAUAACCUGUUCAGUCUAUACAAUGUUAAUUAUACAUAUUACUUCAAAGCUGGUGAUUUGGAAGUCUCCAUCCAAUGAGUGUGUUCUUUUUGGGGAAAGAACUUCUCUCCUUCUCUCUUCAUGAUUACAAGGUAAAGAAACUAAAGUCCUACAUGAGUUUGUUAUGGAGAUUUAUAAUUUAGAGAAAGAAUUAUGGUUAUCACAUACUGAUGAUUAUUUUGUUUAUUCAAUCAUUUGUUUUUGAGAAAGUUUCACUUUGUAGCCUGGAGUGGCUUGGAACUCUCCAUACAGCUCAAGGUGGCUUUAAAUCAUGAUAACACUCUUGUCUCAGGCUCUCAAAUGCUAGGAGAAUAGGUUGUUGCUGUCACAAAGGAAUAUUUUGGAAAUACUGCUUUUUUAAUAUAAGGUUCUAAAUCUAACUUGUGGAAUCUCUGUUAUACUUUUUAAAUGCCUGCUAAUAACUUGAUCAACUUGAGAAAAAUAAUAUAGCUAAAUUAUUGUGAAGUCACUUACUAUAUUCAAGAGGGUUUUGUUUUGUUGUUGUGAUGAUGGUAUUGUGACAAAAAUGUGUCAACUAUUUGGAUAUUUAUUGUACUGUACCAUGCCUAAUUGACAUUACUCAUCAAUGUCUGAGACCUUUGCAUACAUUGUCUCUGUAACAACUAUAUGUCCUUAUUGGCGCUUGUUCAGAAUACACUAAUAACCCCAAGUACUUCCCUUUUUAUGCCAGUUUAAAUACUGAAGAAACAUCCCAGGAUGGGCAUGCAGCUUUAUCUCAGUCUAUUGUGCUUCUUUAGAAAUCAAGAGCUGUGUUUCCCAAGACCCCACAGUAUUUCACAUAGCAGUCAGGGUGGACAUAAAAGGUGAUAAAUGAUUAAAGGGAGGGUAUGAUGUGACAGGCUUUCAUUAUUUCUCCCUGUGCAUAUUUUGAAAGUGGAAUCUGAACAUGUAUUUUGGUUAGGAGAAAUAACAGAAAACCAGAGUGUGAGUUGCUGUUUAAUAUGGGAAAAUAAAAGUGUGUAUAGAAGCACACACACACACACACACACACACACACACACAGAGAGAGAGAGAGAGAGAGAGAGAGAGAGAGAGAGAGAGAGAGAGAGAGACACGAAGACAGAGAGAGCAAAGGAGGGGGCAUAGGGAAGAGGAGAGAGUGAUUGAAACUAUAUGGAAUGUUUGUAGAGAGAAAAUCUUCACAAAACGUAUUAACAUAUAGACCGGAAUAUUAUAUUUAUAUUUGAUCCCAUUUAAAAGUAGGAUAGGACUUAGCCCUUUUUUGCAUUUUAAGGGUAGAAAAUAAAAUAAAGAAUUUUGUUAAAACACAGACAGGAAAUAUGGAUACUCCUUUUUUCAGUUUAAUUGUUUAAUGAAAAUUAACUCACAGGGAUGUGUAGGACAGCAUUGCAAGGGGUUGCCUAGCUCUCUGGCAUAGCAUAAGCCAAUCAACCAAACAAACAAACAAACAACACCCCAAUGUCUUUAUAAUUAAAAUGAAAGUAUUAGUCCUUCUUCCAAUGAAAAUUGUGAUUAUUUACUAGACUGAUGUUCCAAGAAUAUAAAUAAGACCAACCCACAAUGCUGGUUUGAGCCAGUUUCUUCUGGCUAAGCUAUUCUUAGGAUGUGAUUAGCUGUCUUGAAAAGUAUUCAAUUUCAUCCGGCCAUUAAAUAGCCCCAUUUAGUAAAUUAUUAUAUCAAGCAUAUUAUUUGCUAAAAUACAAGAACAGUAGCAUUUUAACAAAUUAUCAGUCUGAACGAACAACUUAGUCUUUGCUUAACUAUAGUGAUAGCAUCAGGCACAGCACCAUUAGAGUACAUUACCAUCCAAAAAACUGCAGGGGCUUUUAUAAGUCUAAAAAUUAAAGACAAAUUAAUCCUCACUCAUUGUGUUAUCAAAUCUUUGUAGACUAAGUUUAUUUGAAAAUUGGUUGACCAUGUGAACAUUCAGUACUUUUGCGUAAUGAGGCAGAAAUGGAGAAGAUGGGAAUUAGGAAGAAAGAAAAAGGGAACUGGGAAAGGCAUACAGAAUUUAACAGGAACUUUCAGCAAAGUGCAGGCAGUAAGGUGCUUGUCACGGGAGCAUUGGGACAGUUCAAACCUAGAACUCAAAAACAAAACUCCAGCAGUGAAGAAGCAGAGAGGGGGAUCCCAGAGUCUCCCUGGCCGAGCACCUACCCUAAUUUGUAAGCCUCAGAUCCCAAUGAAAAGCCCUGUAUCAUAAACCAAGGUGGACCUGUUUUAGGAAGGACAACUGAAGUGAGCCUCUUUCCUUCUUACGCAGGCACACAUAAAUGUAGUGAUACACUCAUGUGCACCUACAUGCACAGUCAAAUAUGCUAAGGCACAUACACACACACACACUUAUACAAAGCAUGCAGUAAAGAACAGCAUAAUUUAGUGUUUGUGUAAAAUGCCUUGAGUUCUUUUCUGUGUAUAAUUUUACAUAAUCUUGGGCAUCUGCAUGCCAUUUCAUAACUUAAAAAAUUAAGCAAGUUGAAAAUUUUAUUUGCUUCUUUGAGGAAUGAGGUAAUUAAUUUUAAGCUAAGCCUCUAGGCCUGAACUUCCACCAGAAACCAAAUUCUGAUUUCUGCCAAAGACCUAAUUAGCCAUAUGCUGAAGAAUGCCAGCUUACCCUACAUUCUAUGCAAACGAUUCUCUACUGUGGGCAGAUCUUUCCAACUGUAACUCCUGAUCAGCACUUCCCAACCUGUGGGUCACAACCUCUUUGAGGGUCAUGACCCCUUUUACAGGGUUGUACAUCAGAUAUCCUGCAUAUGAGAUAUUUGCUUUAAGAUUCACAACAGUAAAAAUAUUACCGUUAGGGAGCAACAAAAAGAUUUUAUAGUGGGAGUUACCACAACAUGAAGAACUGUAUUAAAGGGCUGCAGCGCUAGUUAUGUUGAUGACCACUGAUCUAGAACAACAAAGAAUUUCCAGUGGUAAAUAUGUACUAAAGACAUCAUGCCCAGACCAUUUUCACAAACUAUACUUAGUACCAUAAAGAUGAUCAUUUAAAUCUUUAUUCCAAAUUUCCAAAAGGCCUAUAUAUUGGUUGGUAAAGUUGCCACGAUGGUGAAAAUAUUUCCCUCCACUUACUGAGGAUCAAGGAUUCACUGGGUUCAAAAUGACCCAAUCCCUAUUCUGUGACCUUAUAUUGGAAGAAUGAUGACUCUAUGCUAUGGAUGUUCAAUAUUACUGAAAGGCCUUCAGUAUUGAGAGAAACUAUGGAAAAGUUCCCAGAGUCCUUUUAGAGAGUGUGUUCUCUUUCAUUAACUGAAAGAUGGUCUGGGCAAAGCAUAGAAGGUGAAGCUGGAGUGACACUGGGUUGUAAAUCCUACCCAUGUAACUGGGGUGCAUAGCUCACUACCAGUUGACAUUGUUGGCGGCACAUUUCUGUGAGACAUAGGAUGGAGGGACUGCAUGCCAUGCUCUGCAAGUUGACCUUGUCCACUAUUGGAUAAGAAGAACAACCAAACUGUUCUAAGCUCUUGGGGGCGUGAGUGGUAAGACUGGGCUUGUGGAAGUGCAGCACGAGGUUACAAUGUAGUCUAGGUGAGAGGUAAUUUGACUGGAACUGUUGAACUGGCCAAGCAAAUUAAUUCAUUAAUAUUUAGUUGCAAAGCUUGUGGUUUUGAUCCUUGUUUUAUGUCAGGCACUUUAAUAAAACCAUUGGAAAACAUAUGAGCCCUCAGCAUGUAGCUAUUCAAAUUCUCUUAUAUAUCAGUGACUUUGGGAUUUCAAUAUUGUAGUAAUGGCUGAGUGUAUGAAAUAAAACAAAUUGUUAUUAUGAAAGCAAGUCACAAUCGCUAAUUUCAACCAAAUAAAACAAUAUUUUCUCAGUAUUUAUAUCUUUGGAUGAUAAUCUGAUCAGCAUUUGAAAAUAUAGUGAGAUGAUUUCUAUAAUUGGUUUUAAAUAAUUUUCUCAUAUUCACUUCUGUGAAUAUUCAAAAUCAUUACCAAAUGUAUACUACAAAAUGUAGAGAUGAUUAAUAAUUUAUAAAAGCAACAGUAAGCAUAGUGACUAAUUUUAUUUCUUAAUACAGCAUUAACAAAAAUAGAAUUCUGGGAAAGCCAAGCAAAGUAUUUUUCUUAAUUUUGUUUUUUAAGUUUUGGUUUCUGAAAGACUCAAGUGCUCUGUGAAGAAGGAAAUUAGUUAUUUUCAUUGGACCACGGAUGUAUGUUUGAGUCAUGGAUGCUCUGUCCAUGACAUUCUUUUGCUCAUAGUAAUUCCAAAAUUGUUUGAAUGUACACAUGAAGCACAAAAGCAAAAUCUAUUGUUUUUUCUUGUUUUGUUUUUUAUUUGCUUUUAAAUGAUUGAUUAGUACUAAUAUUAACUAAAUGUAUUUUAUUGUUAGGUAACUUGGAGAUGGGCCCUGAAAAGAAUUUAGGAGACAACUAGGCCUUCAACUUCUCUCAUAUUAUAUGACACAAUAUGCAAAUAUAUAUGUAUAUAUAUAUAUAAAUACACACAUACAUUUAUAUACAUAUAUACAUAUAUAUAUGGUUAGAAUAUCUUAUCAAUGUUGACUUGUCAAUUUUCUCCUACCAUUAUAAAGGAAAAAUCUGAGCAUACCAGACACUCAUGAAGCAUUGGUUGAGAAGCAUUCAUUUUUUCAUCUAACAUGCCAAUGACUGUUAGAACAUGAAUAAUUUUUAAUUUACAAAGGAUGUUCAAAUGAAACUAAGAGUCUGCCAAUGAAUUAUUUGAAAAACAAUAGAGUAGCAAAUUACAAUGGAAAUGUAUAUAAAUAGAAAGAAUGCAAUCAUGUAAUUGUAGGAAAUGGGUAGAAGUGGAAGUCAUCAUGUUAGGUGAAAUGAGCUAAGCUAGAAAGGCAAAUAUUGCUUUCUCUGUAGCCUCAAUUUAAAAUAACAUACAGACAAUUGUGAGGCAUAUUAUGACUAUAUAAUUGAUAUAGUUUAUUAAAUUAUAUGCUAUUAUAUAAAUAUACUAUCUAGUAGAUUAAGGUAGUAUAUGUAUUGUGUCUAUCAUGACAAGAAAGUAGAAGUUAUACCAUUAUGGCCAUUGAUGGGGGAAAAAGAAUAAGAUCCUUUGAAAUGAAUUUGAACCAGGCACAUUAACCACAUGUGAAACAGUCAUAAAGAUACCCAUCAUUUUAUAUAAUUAUACAUUCAUUAAAAGCCAAGAAUAAAUAAAACCAGCUGUUUAGGUGUAUUAUGAAAGUUUUGUUUUCCUUGAAAAAAACUGAACUUUUGGCAAAAAAAAUAUAAAAUAAAUAUACAAAACUCCAUGAAAAAUUCCAUCCAUUCUCAAGGCCAGAUGGCAGGAAGCACUUCAGCUGACUCUAUUAACUGUAAGUCUCUCACACAUCCACAGACAACUAGACACACAUAUAUACAUCACACACACGCGCGCACGCGCACACACACACACACACACACACACACACACACACACACACUGAGCCACACACAUCUGUCUUCUGAUUGCUACAACAGCAGUUGCAUGGUGACAGAAAAUUCAGGACUCAUAAUGGUAUUCAACCAUCAAAAGUAUCCAUCUAUUGGUGAUCUUUUGUUAAACUGUUGUAAAGAAGAUAUACAUAUUAUAUCCUAUAUAUAGAUUUCUGUACUGUAACUUAAUGGGAUGAUGGUUUAAUAAAUAUUCAAUAAUGAUACUUAUUCAUAGCAAUGGAACAAAGUACUUAUGAAGCACUCAAGCGUGCUCAAUUGCUUGUCAGUCUCUUUCCAUCGUUGUCAGGGACAAUUCUGAAUGAGCAUUUUCCUAAGAUUAGAGUGGUGGGUAAAAAACGAUGAACAAACUGAGAUUUUUUUGUUUUAUUAUUGUAUAAGAAAAAUAAAUAUUUCAUAUAUAUAUAAAAUAAAUAUUUCAUAUAUAUAAAAUAAAUAUUUCUCAUAUAUAUAUGUGGAAAGAAAGAGAGAGAGAGAGAGAGAGAGAGAGAGAGAGAGAGAGAGAGAGAGAGAGAGUGUGUGUAGGGGCCUAUGUCAAUGGUUUUAAAAGUCCAGUUUUUGUCAGUUGUCUUUCAUUGUGUUAUAAGAUAUUUACAGGAUGACUUGGUGACUGACAAUCCAUGCAGUCAUCUGUGACCCCUUAUAGUACAAGAAUAUUCUUUACAGAAUCUUCCUUUAGAAAAGAAAAAAAGGAGAAAUUUUACAAUUGAUUCUAACUUUGCUCCAUUUUUUUGUGCGUUAAAACUUACAGCAGGUAGACAACUGGCCUUGCAUUGUACUUUGAAAUGAUUUUAACAACUUACACUAAAUUUAAUACACAUAUACGUAUGUAUAUACUUAGAAAUAUAUACACACAAUCUCUGAAUACGUGUUUUAGAAAUCUGAUGUUUUGGAUAGAUUCACAGAAUCGGCCCACCUUACACAUUUAUCAUUAUGGACCUAAGUUUAGAUGGCUCUUAUGACCACAUUUAUUUGACAUUUUAAAAAUCCAGUUUGAUUUCACUUAGGACAAAGCAAUAAGGAAUUCAGAAAAUAUGAUACCGCUUAUAAUUUUGUCUGCAUAAUUCAUUAUACUGUUGGAGGUUUCUUAUUUCUGAAUUGCUAGCAUUAAGUAUUGUGGGGUCAGGGACUAACCAGUGAGUGAAAGUCAGAACUCAAAAUGAAGUGUCUUUUCUGUUGAACACUGGGCACCCGUAGAAACUGAUAAUGUUUGAUUAAUGAGCGGCAGCCUUGCAGCAGCAAAAAACAUCUGCAAAAAGUGAUUUAUUAUUUCAAAGGUAUCAGAAGCGUGCGGUAUCUUGCCGAUUUAAGUAUGUGUGCCUGAAUAAAAUAAAUGAGAUGCAACAUGUGAAAAAUGAAAACACAUUACUGGUACAGAAUGUGUCACAAGCAGGGUAUUUUUGUUCAAGUACACUUUGUCAUGGGGACUUUUAAUGCUCUUCUGAAUACAAAUCAUUUAGCUGGUUCAUAAAAUCUCCUCAGUUGGAAUUCCUGCAUCUAUCAUACAAGACACAAAUGAGGGUUAAACUUAAUGUGCUGUAACAUUCCUUAAAUGUUCAAAUUUUGUGUCAUAUACCACUAUUAAAACUGCACAUAUGUCUUAUGUAUAAAGAUGAAUUCAUUGUAGUUACUUAAAACAACAUUGUCUGAGCAGAAAAAGAAGAUUUGAGGUCUUAAUUGAACACUCAUCAUCAGAGACUCAGAGGUGAAGCUUUUCCUGCAACCAUUUGGCCUGGUAGUUCAAUUAUCCAUUAUUCUGUGAUAGAACACAUUUAAGUUAGGCAAUAAGUAAUUUGAUAAAAAUAUAGAAUUGAAUUAGUAACGGUAGUAUAGUAUUUUUAGCAUUACUCUUCAAGCUUGAGUGUGUCCUGUGAAUUAUUUCUGUUGCUUGGGUAGAAUUUAUACCUUAGGUGGUAAUGUAAUUAUUUUUUACAUCACAAAUGCUAGAUAGUCAUACCUAAGAUACUUGCUGUGUACCAGAAUCCUAAUGAUGAUUAUAAUAGAAAUGACAAACAAUAUAAAAUUAAGCUGAAGCAGGCUGAUAGAAAUAUUAUGCCAUAGGGAUUACUAAUCCCUUCUCUUUCUGGUUUCUAAGCUGUAUCUGCUAAUUUAACUAUCCCUAAAAGACACUUUUACAAAGUUGGGUGUUGUAGCUAUGAGUAAGCCACUCUUUAGAACAAUUAGGAAAAUUAAUCACCAUCAUAAGCAAACUAAAUUCUAUAAAAGAAGAGUUAUCUUUUAAUUAUGAAACUAUAUAAUUGCCUAUGCAAUUGUAAAUUAGAAACUCAAUUAGAAUAAGUUUUAUGCAUGCCUUUUAACCAUUGCCUACUUAGGACAGAGAAUAAGUAAAUCCUCAUUAAAUGUUUUGUUCUAUGGUUGAAUAAAUUAAGCAUUUAGAAAGGCAUAAAAUUCACAAUUGCACUCACUCAGCUGACAGUAUUGGGAACUGCUUUAUGCCAGGCCACAGGCCAUAUAUGAUAUUAGACUACUUAAGAGAAUAGUCAUAGUCCUUGUAAACCCUCAUGAUGCUGAUAAGCUGAUGGUAGACAGAUAUUAAGUGCAUUAAAUCCAUAAAUUUAAACACAUUAAAAAGUGAUUUUUUAAAAAGGCUUAAAUAUAGGAGCCAUGAUGCUACCUUUCAAGGGACUUAGAAGCUGGGUUUGGAGAGAUCCUGGCGACAAAGUGGGGGAGGGAGGAGGUGCUCACUAGAUUUGGAAGUUAAAUGACUAUAUAUCCAUUCUAAGGAAGUCACUCUGGAACUGGAGAGAUGAGUCAGCAGUUAAGAAAACUGACUGCUCUUCCAGGGGUCCUGAGCUCAAUUUCCAGCAACCAAGUGAUGGCUCACAAUCACCAUCUAUAAUGGAAUCUGAUGCACUUCCCUGGUGUGUGGCUGAAGACAGCUACAGUGUCCUCAUCUAAAUAAAUAAAUAAAUAAAUAAAUAAAUAAAUAAAAUUUUUUUUAAAAAAAAGUCACUCUCAGUUUCAGGGAUGGAAAGGGGAGAUAGAAAGCUCUGGGAGAGCCAUUAGCAAAGAGAGCUUAGUAAGAGCCCACACGAUAUCAUAGCUUGUGUUCUACUCUUGACAACAGAUCUCUUCUGACUUGACAUCACAGCUUUUCUCUGUCUUUCCGUCUCUCUCUUUCCCCUAAGACUGGAACAAAAAUAAGAGGUAUUUUUGGAAACUUCGACUCGCAGUUUUUAAAAAUGUAUUUAUAUAUUUAGUGUGAGUGUGUGUGUGUGUGUGUGCGCGCGCACGUGCGCGCUGUCCUUUCCGUGUAUCUUGAAAACAGAACACAACUUGGAGUCAAAUUCUCCUUCUACCAAGUGAGUCUCAGAGUCAGACCACCUGACUUAACAGGUUGGGCCAUCUUACCCACCUACCCUUCGUUUGAUGUUGUAUUGGUGAUUAUUUCAAAUAAACAAUGUUUGUUUAACAGUAAGACAAUUCUAUUUGAUAUUUAAAUUCCAUACCAAUGUCAAAAUUUAAAUUCCCUGCAAAUAGCUCGAUACGAUUAAUUCCAGUUUGUGGAGGCGUGAACAUUAACUGCUGUAUCUCACCACGGAAUUACUCAAAUUAACAAAAAGAUAUAUUUUAAACAACUUAUUCAUACAAAAAUACCUCAUAAGUAGAACAAGAAGGACACAGGGAGAUGUACUUAAUAACAGAACCACACAAAUAAUGUCUGCAGCUGUUCUCAAAUUUUCAAGCCAACUGUCAGGAAUAUUUCCUUUAUCCUUUGUCUUACUAGAUAAGCCCAGUUUUUCAGUGGAAAUAGGACUUACCUUGAGUACUGCUUGUGGAGCAAAAAGUCUUCAUUAAAUAGACUUUUAGAGAAGCUAUUUGCACCUCCAGGCAGAAUAAUUACACUUCCAAUUAAUUAAAGACAAAAUUACUUCCAAUUAAGGUGGAAUAUGUAGGCAAACAUGACAUAGACCUACAUUUCAGAGUUUCCAAGAACUUCUCACACAGGUGUCAGAUAUUAAUGUUGCCUAACAUAAAGUACAUACAAGCACAUGAAGAGCUGUGUUCUUCCUACUUUCAUAUAUAUUACACAUGUAAAACAGAAUUAAGAUCAGGGCCUUUACAACAAGUUAUUUACUGAGAAACUAGAAUAAGUGUAGGGCACUUCUCUCCAGUUGGGUCUUUGAAACUAUGGCUCACGUGUGCCAGGAGCACAAGGUUCCUCUCCUACUGAAUGUGGUUUUGGACCAAUUUGUUAUAGGAAAAUUCCAAGUCAUUAUUUUGUACAUUGAUUAAAAAACAAGGAAACUUGAAUUCCAAUGAAUUUCAACUUAAAAUUAUUUUUCCCUCAUCUUUGUACCUUCAAAUCUGUAGCUGGGACCAUUAUUUAAACAUGGACAGUGAAUAGCAUUUGGAAACUGAUAUAUCCAGUUGUCUGUCAGUAUUGAUUAAUAUUUUUAAAUGGCUUAAGUUUGACAACUUAUAGCUUCAGUCAUAAUUCGUAGGGAAGAAACUUUUAAGGUAGGAGAGGAAAACUAGAGCCAUGCUUUGUGCCAGUUGAUAAUGAAGAGAGAAAGAAGUGCUCCCCGUGAAAGGACCCCUGUUUGCCUUUAAAGGAAGUGGUUUAUGGAAUGUUCUAGACAGUGAAUAUGAAAUAUAAGUAUAUUAAAGCUCCCACAUCACCCACAUUAAAAGCUCAAAUAAAACUGCUUUGUCAAAAUAGGAGUAUGAAUUAAAGUGUGUUGGAUUGUAAUCCAGAUACUACAAUGAUUAAAACCACAUCAAUCAAAAGGAUAGGACAAAGGGGGAGAUAGAUCAAGAGAGAGAUGGAAAGAAAGAGAUGAGAAAGAGGGGGAGGCAGAGAGACAGACACAGAGAAUGAGAGACAGACAGAAAGACAGAGACAGAAACAGAGACAGAGUAUAUAGAGUCUUACUAAAAAUAUUGAAUUAUGUAGGAUAAUCAAUAUGAGGUGAUGUGAUAGUGACUUAUAAGUCAAAAUAUCAAGGAAAUCUACAUUACCUAGAAAGUGACAGAGGUCUGAGAUGAGCAGUUAGGAAAACAGUUUACUAAGGGAACAUUGUAUUUUAAAAUAUGGUAGUUGCUCUUUAACAAGCUAGGGGUUUGAAGCCAUCAAUUGUUUAACAACUCUGUCCAUGGUUCUUUGUUUUCUGCUGAGUUCGGAUGUUCUGCUACCUGUGGCACCCAUUGUUCUUAAUCUUUGAAUCAUUCCAUAUUUGGCGGGGGACAGGAGGUGUCUUAGAAUUCCUUAGCCGUGUUUCUCAGUGUGUGCGAAUGGCAUCUCACCCUUCUCUAGGGUAGGUAAAGCUUGCUCACCUGAAAAUUGAUUCUAAAGACAACGUUUGCUUUUCAAGCUCUCUUGAUCCUAAUGCUCAGUGGUCACAUUGCUAUUCUUGCCUCAUCCAUUGUAAUUGUCACAACAACUAGCAAGGCCAUUCUAGAUUCAAGGGGAGAAUAAUGGACUGACAUGCAAGGAAGUAGCACCAAGUCAUCUCAGAGAAAUGCAAAAAAUUCCUCAGUUCGUCUUGGCCAACAGCGUAAUAUGUGAAGACUCGCGUUUAUAGAGUCUACGGGAACUGCAGAUAAGUUUCUAUGUGAUUUUCUCUAUUGUAAUAUCACCCAACAUUAAAAAUGGAACAGUCUCGUAUGAUGUAAGCUGAGCAAGUACGUCAUGUGUUCAUUCAUAGCUAUCGACAUUCUUGAAUUACAGUGGCUUGACUGAAAAUGUUGGAACCUUCAUCUAUGUUUAAAGCCAUCGUUGUCAGUGAGUUACUUAAUAACCCUGUCUCCAACGUCUUAAUUUUCAGUCUGAAUAAAAAUUCGGUUUUCCUCAUAGGAUCAUUGGGAGGGUUAAGUGAUUUGACACAAAGAAAAAGCUAUAGCAGUGCCUGACAUAAAUGCUUAAUGUGCUAGCAAUUUUUAUCAUACUUUCAUUGUUCUCAAUGCCGAAUAAAUCUAUGGGGCUUUAUCAUAGAAAUUCACGUCACUCUUAGUUCUGGUAUCAUUUCUGUUCAAUUCUCUGAAGUAUUCUGCAUAAUACACUUUCUUUCACUAUUAAAAUAUUUAUUUGUAUGUGUAUAUGUGUGUUUAUCUGUGUGUGUAUGAUUGUAUAUAUGUACAUAUGUAUAUUUCGGCCAGAUUAUAACCUCAGGUAUAGUUCCCCAGAAGCUAUCAGUCAUGAUUUUGGAGACAGAAUCAUUCACUGUUCUGGAACUUGCCAAGUUGUCUAGGAUGCCUGGCCAGUGAGCCCCAGAGAUUGGCCUAUCUCCACCUCCCAAUCCUGUGAUUACAGACAUAUACCAUCAUGCUUAAACUUUUUAAUGUGGGUUUGGCCAUUAAACUAAAGUCCUUAUGCUGAUAUGCUUCCUUACUGAGCCAUCUAUCCAAUCUGAAAAGCAUAUUAUAACCCAAAUCAUAUAACAGAAAAUGAAAUGUUAUUCCCUAAGCACCUUGAUGUCUAUCCAACAUGUACAUGGUAUCUAUUCAGAUGAUGCACAAAUAAAAUGUCUGUCAGUCUCAGCUUCCAAGGUCCUGCUAUAUUAAUGGAGUUUAAGGAACCAUUAUCUUUUUAUUGUUGUUUAAAUCCAUGUGUCUGCAAUGCCUAGAACAUUGAUUCUGACCCUAAACCUAUUAGUACAGUCCUGGCAUCUCAAACCAGGGGUCCUGCUCUUUGGUUGAGUCCAAAUUGAAGCUCAUCAUUUCCAAUUCAUGCCCUCUCAACCUCUCCAAUGAUAAUCAUACUAUCUAUAUACUGUAGGCUGGUAGACAGGAUAUUAUUUUAGUUUACCACACCAACAUAAUACCGAUAGCCCUGACCCAUUACCUGUGAAAACCUGCACUUAUAUCCAUGCCUGUCAUGCAUCUCAUACCUAGUUAUGAAUUGCAAGAUGCCUUUGAACAGUAACUUUCUGUGCUUCUGUAAGGCUGCUUUCAAGGUGAGAGAUAAUGAAAAUCUGAUUUGGUAGUAACAGCAGGGAUGGAAAUGAGAAGAUGGAUGAGAGAGAAAGGGCAGAGUGGAAUCAUCAGUAAUUGGCAAAUCAGAUGUACCACUUGGAGAAGUAUAGAGGAGAUUCAGAGGUCAAAGCACUUUUUGUUUUAGUAACUCCCUGUUGGAAAUAUUUGUGUGUGUGUGUGUGUGUGUGUGUGUGUGUGUGUGUGUGAGAGAGAGAGAGAGAGAGAGAGAGAGAGAGAGAUACAGACUUGACAGUUUAAUGAUUUUAAUGUAAUUAAGAAAUAUUUUAGAUAUACAGUAAUUUGCUGUGACUGUAUUAUUCGAGUGUUUAUAAUUAUGCAAAGGAACAAUGCAGUUGUACUACAGUUUGAUAACAAGUCUACUUGGUUUGGAACAGUAUUCAGUUAUUUCUCAGUAAUUAUACAAAUGUAUACAACAGUUGAAUUAAGUCAUAAUUUAUAUUUACUCAUUAACAAGCCUUGGAUUUGAACUUACUUGCUUUCUUGAAGAAUGUCCGUAUGUGUACACAUAUAUUAGAAUAAAUACUGUAUACUGUCAAAGUUUUUGCUAUUAUUUGUGUUCUAUUUUUACUCGUUUUAGACUCAUUUCUUCGUAUCUUUAUUACAUAGUACUUGAGCCCCAGAGGAUUUAUCAUCCACUUUUAAUAGGAAAAGUUCAGGAUGAAAAGGCUUACUCCUAAUUCAUUUUUAACAAUAAAAUAUUUAACCUGAUGCUCAUAUUUAAAUGAACAUUUAAAUGAUGUUUACAUAUGAAUUUUCUCUGUUUACAGAAAUGCAUAAAGUAUUUAUAUUUUCUAUUAAAAAUACAUUUUAAUUUUUUUAAAAUAUAGUAAAAUCAGGAAAUAACUUUCAUAUUGCAAAGUGAUUUAAGAACUCUAGGGAAAUACUGAAAUCAAAAAACAAAAUUUUGAAGAAGAAACUGAAGACAAGAAUUAAGAAUUCCUAAGAAUUUUAGAAGUUCUUUAGGUAUGGAGCCCAUUGAUUGUCCAGUACAGAUAUGGAGCAGCAAAAUUAUCAUGGCAGUGGUGUUGGUGGAGUGUGUGUGUGUGUGUGUGUGUGUGUGUGUGUGUGUGUGUGUGUGUGAGAGAGAGAGAGAGAGAGAGAGAGAGAGAAAGAGAGAGAGAGAGGUGGUGGUGGUAUCAUAUGUUUAAAAUUUUCCCGAAAAUGAUUUUAUUCAGAAAAUCAUAGUAAAUUUAAAUAUUCAAGGAAUAUUACAGAAGCCAUAUUUACCAACAUCACUAUGUCAUUAUAGCACUGUCUUAGAGGACAGUCUUCUGUAUUGUUAUAACAAGACUGCAAGGGCAUUCCAUAAAUAAUCAGUCUAAACAGGGUAAUCUCAUUUGAUGAUGUAGAAAUGUACAUCUCUGUGUGUGUGUAUGUGUGUGUGUGUGUGUGUGUAUGUAUGUGUGUAUGUAUGGGAAUGUGUGAAAAAAGGCAGCUUAAUGCUAAACUAAUGUCAGUCAUUCACAAUCUGGCUGAAUAUAUUAUUGAAUUAUUGGAUGUUACCUAUGUCUGUAUUGCAGUAUCAAAGAGGCUGUGGUGGGAGGUAGUUAAACUGAAACUGUCUUCUACCCUGACAGAAUCAGAUAUUUUCUCCAGUAUGCUAUUGCAUUAAAAUAUAUUAAAAAUGGGCAAAAUUAUGUGCAUUCAUCUAAAAUUGGAAUAAUAGAUAGAGGGUCACAAAUGAGAAUGUGUGAAAAAACAGUCCUGUUUCCAUAGCAAGUACAGGGGGAACAGUGGAUGUAGAGUGAUUUGACUGAGAACCAGAAGAAUGUAUAUUGAAACAAAUGUAAUGAAAAUGGAAGCCUAAAUAUGAUUACGAAUUAAAAAAGAAUACUAACAGCUAACAGAGUUGAAGAGGAUAAAAGUGAAAUAAAAGGAUACAUGUAAAUUUAAAGAUUAUAAAGAUUGAUCGCCAGCAGAAACAUUCUUUUUAUUUCUAAACAUGUAUUUAUCUACUGCAUUUGAAUACACUGUAGCUAUAUUCAGACACAUAAGAAGAGGACAUUGGAUCCCAUUCCAGAUGGUUGUGAGCCACCAUGUUGUUGCUGGGAACUGAACUCAGGACCUCUGGAAGAGCAGCCAGUACUCUUAGCCAUUAAGCCAUCCAACCAAUGAACAGAAGCUGGGUACCGCUGUGUGUGAAUUGGGGAAGAGAUGGAAAAGUUAAGGAGGAGGGAAGCCCCAUAGGAAGACCAGCAGUCUCAACCAACCUGGACCCCAGAGAUCUCUCAGACACUGAGCCACCAACCAGGCAGCCUAGAUCCAGGUGGUCCGAGGCCCCUGAAACAUAUAAAGCAGAGAACUACCUGGUCUGGCCUCAGUGAGAGAAGAUGCACCUAACCUUCGAGAGAUUUGAGGAGGCCUGGUGGGUUGGGAGUGGGAGAGUGGAAACAUCCUCUUGGAGACUGGGUGUGGAGGGGUAUGGGAUACAGAGGUAUGGGAUGGAGAGGUAUGGUAUAGGGAACCGUUGAAGGGCAGACCAGGCAGGGGAUGAAGUCUGGACUGUAAAAAAGGAUUAAAGAAUAAAAUAAAUAGUUUUACAAAAGAAAGGAAGAAAGCAAGCAAGAAAGAAAGAAAGGAAGGAAGGAAGAAAGAAUAUUCUUAUCCCUAAUAUACUUCACUGAAGUCUCCUGGCUGGAAAGCCACAAGCCCAAUGGAACGGAAUAAAUUCAGUGAACACUAUAUGUUUUAAAUGAAAGUACAAAUCACCAAAACCAAAAUUUUCCUAAGGAAGCCUUGCACAUAUGCUAGAGCUGUGCAUUUUUAUUGAAUUGUAUCCUGGCUUGAUCACAUAUAUUUAUUAAAAUGUAUUAAACUGUUUUUUAUGUUUCUUCUAAGACCAUUAUAGAACAGAACAGAAACUAUGUCUACAACCGAAAAGAAUUAGGUUUUUUUAAUUUAUUUUAUUUUUAUUUUGUGGUAUUUUAUUUAGCCAAGCUAAGUUACAGUUCCUAGGAAAGAUAUUUUCAAGAUAUUCUUGAAACACUUGAAAAUCAGAAUUCUGUCAGACAGAAUAUUCUAGAAAUUGUGAAUGUGCAUUGAUGUGCACCAAACAUUUAUAAUUAAAAAGUUAAGGAUGAAGUAAACAAGAAGGAUAUUGGUGACAGGGUGAUGUAGAUGAUAUAUGGCCUGACAAUGGUAAUAAGAUAAAAAUAGUGGUAACGAAGGAGUAUUAGACCUCAACGUGAACCGAAGAAACUGGUUGUUUAUUUUCAAUAGGUUGGUCAUCAUUUAUAGUGGAUAUUGUACUUGAAUAUUAAUGGGAGCACAUCUAACAAGGCAGUAGACAGUAUGCAAACAAACACUAGUUAACAAGAUACCAGUGGAAGAGGGCAGUGACUGCUGUUAUCACUUUUUAAUAAUAGGAAUUUUUGGUUCUACCUAAAAAUUAGCCAAUGAGGAGUAUUUGUAUUAUAUCAUAAAUAUAUAAAUGAAUAUUUGUUUAAAAUUUAAAAGAAGUAACCUGGGUGUUAAAACAUGUAAGCAGCAUAAUAUAAAAACAGCAUAGCAGUAUUGAACUGAGUAACAUCCUCAGUGUGUCUUAAGAGAAAAUAAAUAAAACAAAGGCAGAUGUCAUAGAAAAAUAGAGGGCUUCCCAGGACUAAACCACCAACCAAAGAGUACACAUGGAGGAACCCAUGGCUCCAGCUGCAUAUGUAGCAGAGGAUGGCCUUGAUGGGCACCAAUGGGAGGAGAGGGCAUUGGGCCUGUGAAGGCUUGUACAGUGGAAUGCCAGGGCGGGGAGGCAGGAGGGAAUGGGUGGGUGCAUGGGGGAGCACCCUUAUCAAAACGGGGUAGGAGGGAUGGGAUAGGGGGUUUCCAGAGGGGGAACUGGGAAAGGGGAUAACAUUUGAAAUGUAAAUAAAUAAAAUACCCAAUAAAAAUAAAUAAAUAAAUAAAUAAAUAAAUAAAUAAAUAUUGGAGUGUGCUAAUGCCAUGUCAGCUGCACAAUGAAAGUGAACUCCAGUGCUCCACAAGAGUGUCCAUGUCUCUGCAAUGAUUAUUCAACCCUGUCUCUAAUGGCAAAUAACCCUAGACAGCAACUGUAUCAAAAAACCUAGACAGCAAUGAUAUGAAUCACAUCUGCAGUUAUCAGCGCAAACAUCUAAAGUUUAGUCAGCACCGACUUAUUUAAAAUAUGAUCUUCUGAAGAAGAAAAAAGAGCAAUUUCCAUUAUAUUAUUGGGAAAGCUCAUGGGAUGCCAUGUGAAUAAACAUAAACAUGAUAAUCUCCAUGGAUAUUGAUAAAUAAUAUGGUAAAUUUCUAUCAUAUGAAAAGGACAUAUUAAUACACAAUAUGUAUGUUCUAGACCAUAUCUAAUGCAGUGCAAAAUUAAAAAAAAGUUCCCUUAUUAACAGUAGUUCAGAAUUAAGAUAAAUAUGUCUAUUAUUACGAUUCUUUUAAAGAAAAUUUACAUGUACUAAGGCACUUAGGAGAAAUAAAGUAAUUAGAAAAGAUUACAUUGUUUGAGAAAACAUAUAUAUUAUUUGAGGCGUAACAAUCAAAGACAGUCAACUGAUAAUAUUCUAGAAGCAGAAAAUGAGCUCAGGAGGCUUAGGGUUCAACUCAAUGUACAGAGGUCAGUAGCUUUUAUAUAUGCAAAUAAUAAGCCAGUAGGCGAUGUAAAACAAGUGAAGAGCAGAAGUUAAAUUAUAAUGGGGAUGAGGCUAGCAUGUCAGUAAGCCUCACCAAUUAACAUGCUACGGCAUCAGAGCAUGAAGACAGAUCAAAGGGACAGAUUAGGAAAAUCAGAAAUAGGCACAAACACUUAAACUCUGUCAAUCCAUAUAAAAAAGGGAGCAUCCAAGUCAGCAUGAAAAGAUGGAUUAUUCAUUCUGUGACAUUGAUAGAGUGGGAAUGUCGUCUGUGGUAAAGUUGAAUUCAGGGACCAAUGUAAAAUAGCAUAUUUCACAGAAAAGGAAAUAAAAAUGACCUUUAAACAGUUGGAAAGAUGCUAAACUUCACACAUUGUAAAAGAAAUGCAAAUUAAUAUUCUUCGGGGGUACCACAGAAUCUGUCAUACUGACAAACCUCUGACAAGACUGUGAGGAAACAGGUAGUCUUACAUGAUGCUUACGUGAAGUGCAAGUUCCACCUGCAGAAAAUUGUUUUACAUAUGUCAAAAGGCAUGACUAUAAAUUUAUUACAUAAAAUAUUUUAAUUACAUUUACUUAUUGAAUGAUGGUAUACCCCACACUCAGGCACACAUGUCUUCUGACAGACAUGGGGAGGUCAGACGACUGCUUUCAAGGAAACAGUUCUUUCCUUCCACCAUGUGGGUCUUAACAAAUGAAACUCAGGCCUUGAGGCUUGGCUGCAAGCACCUUUAUCUGGGGAGACAUAUGCUUGCCUAGUUUUAUUUAUGUUAGCAAAGUAAACACCUAAAUAUUCAUGAGGAAGAAAAGUUUAAUAGCUAAUUUAUUCUAGAACAUUUAUGCAGUACAGUAUUAAAAAGAUUUAAAUGUAUUGAAAAGAUUUAGUGAAGAGAAAUAUUGAUGUAUAUUAGUAAUGUAAAAGUGUUGUAAAACAUAUAUAAAACAUUUUGUUAAAAGAAGGGAGAGAAAUAUGAAUAAUUAGUUAUAUAUGUAUAAAACUCAUGUGUAAAGAUACUUUGCAAAAACUAAAAAAUAAAGAUCUGAAGUAGAAAAGACAAAAGACAAUGGCGACGGGAGUCUUUUGUCUUUUCAAUGAAAGUGAACUUCAUUCACUUUCUGUUUAUAUACCUCAUCUUCAAACUAUAUGAAUAUACCUUGGCAAGCGUGAACAUAUAAGCUCAUAUCCCCAGAACUAAUUUAAAGUUUGAUGUAGCAUUGGGUAUCUGAAGUUCCAUUGUGCCUGUGUCAAGCUGAGAAGAGGACACAGGACACCCCCACUCCCAGAAACUCACUGGUCAAUUAGCCUGGCAUAGGAUGUCAUGAAAUUACAGAUCCUACCCCCAAUAGGCAGAAGGCAAAGAGCAAUACUAGACAUCUUCUUCUGACCUCAAUAUCCACAUAAUAGCAUGCACACUACACACUUACAUACACAAAUAAGAGAGAGAGAGAGAGAGAGAGAGAGAGAGAGAGAGAGACAGAGACAAAGACAGAGACAGAGAGAGAGACAGACAGACAGACGAAAAGAAGGUAGGAGAAAAGCACUGGUUUCUAAAGGAAAGCAGAGAUGAAGUUCCUCUUUGCUCUAUAGGUAACCUUGCAUAACUGGGCUCAAUUUGAUACUCUCUUCUCAGCUAUUCCAUCCUGGGUACUGAGAUUGUAGACAUCUACAACCAAGCUGAACAGCAGCUUCAGUUGCUUGCUUAUUUUGCUGUGCUAUUGAUAAAACCUGAGCCCUGUCCAUGUACUCUAAGAUUGUUUUUGCAAUCCAGGGCUCCUAGAAGCAUUUUAACCAUGACCUUUUGGUGCUAAUUUUAGUAAAUUUCUUAUUAUUCUCUAGACAGAGAAGCUUGACAUUUUCUAAUUCAAGUUUCUUUAUGAUAGCCCUAGGCGAGCAAUGUGUGUAUGUGCCUGCCUGCAUGUGUGCAUGCAUGCAUGCAUGCCUGUGAGGUUACUGCAUCUGAGUAGCUGAAUGUUCUACCAGAAGUCACUGCACCUAGCUUUAGAAAAAGACAGCCUGUGUUAACAGUGGGACAGAAAGAUCGCCAUACAGGAAUAAGGCAAUACGGGGAUUAGAAGCCACCUUCCCUACCUCUUCACUUGGUAACAAAGAUUGAACAUACAUGAUCUGUCUCUGUCCCAUCUUCAUGUCCACCAUUAUCUCUUUACUUAGCCUUGUUAGUAUUAUAUAUGUAUCCAAAUAGUGUGCUCAAACCUGUAUAUCUUUAGGCUGUAGGGCUGUAGGGCUGUAGGGCAGUAGUACUGUAGGGUUGUAGGUUGUUGGGCUGUAGGGUUAUAGACUAUAAGGCUGUAAGGUGAUGUAGCUGUAGGGCUAUAGGCUAUAAGGAUGUAGGGCAGUAGGACUGUAGGGCUAUAGGUUAUAGGGAUGUAGAGCAGUAGAGCUGUAAGGCAGUAGGGCAGUAGAGCUGUAGAGCUGUAGGACUAUAGGCCUGUAGGGCUGUAGAGUUGAAGGUCUAUAGGGCUGUAGGAUUGUAGGGCUCUUCUGAAUUCAUUACCAUCACUACCAUUGACAAUACGCUGCUAUGCUAUAUCUACUGGUUGAUUCAGGGAUCAGCAUCCACACCAAGCUUAUAUCAUGCAUUGAAACAGGUGUAUCCAAAGGUGUGACCACUGGAUGUGGACACAUUGCCAACCUCCAUCUAGGUUGGCAGUGCCCUGGGUCUCUCCCAUGGCAUCUCUGAACUACCCAGGCACUUGGACCUCCAUCUAAUAAAGGUAGAAGAACUACCACCGAAAGUCACAGAAGACAAGGAUAAAGGAAAAUCGUUAGUUUCUGAUCCUGUUGCCUCAAGCAAGAGGUUUGCGUAUGAUUCUGUGUAAUGUUUCCGGGCUGUUUUGGGAAAUUUUCCUUAACACAGUAAUAUAAGGGGCAGUGGUGGUAGUUACUCUGAACUGGAGAGCUACCCUAUUUUUGUUGUUGUUGUUGUUGUUGUUGUUAUUGUUGUUAAACAUCUACCAAAGAAAAUCUCUGCCUACUGAGCUCAUAGUGCAGUCACACAGAUGUUAGAACUGUUAGAUUAUUAAACUGUUUAAGAAAAAAUAAGUAUUAAGAUUAAAUAUUUCUGCAAGAGGUUGGAUGCAAUAUUAAAAAAAAAAACUUAAACCAGUAAGGAAAACCAUAAAAUAUUUUUUUCUUCCUACUUUGGAGUUUUUCUUGAAAAUGAACCUAAGAACUUAUGCUCUGAAUUAUGCCAGUCACUAUACAGCUAGAUUUCAUUCCUAUAUUCUAAAAUAUUUUGAUGUUUUUCACUUAUGCAUGCAUGCAGAGUAGACAGGUGAUUUUCUGAGGACUGAUUGGCAUGUGGCUACUUUUGUUUUGAUGGUUAAAUUCUUCUCUGUGAUAUGAUUAAAAGAACUUCUAUCCCAGAGUUUCAAUUAAGUCGAGUAGAAUAACGGCUGGCAGCCACAGACUGUUGACCUUAUCAACGUCACUCAGAAGCCGAGUUGCCUUGAACGGGAAUGUCAUGCACCGUCUGCUGAUACAUGCCUCUGAAGAGCCAGUUCGCUCACAUUUUUAAAAAUAGACCUCAAGCCUCCACUAGGUUGUUGCAAAUUAACAAUGGGAUAAUUGGAAUCAAUGUCAUAGCUGAAAAUUGUAUUUCUUUGUUUACUUACCAAUUAUAUGACUUAAAUACACUCGUCCAGUGAGAAUCCAAGAGUCUUGCUUUAUAACUCUUCAUAAAUUCACUAUCUGUGUUUUCUGAAAUCACUGAUGAUUUGAUAGGACACAUCACGUAAAUGAGCAUUAGCAUUCGGUCUUUCAUCUUUCAGUAAAUGUGACCGAUUCUUAGCUCCACCUUUCCGGGAUUCACCAGGCUCACGAUUUCUUCUCCAUAUAUAUGCAUUUCAGUCACAUAUUAUAGCUAUAAAUCAUUGUAUCACCCAUAAGUGUACAGACUCAUUCCAAUUUUUAAGUGGGGGAACCUAGAUUAAAGUUUAAGAAUUUUAAAUCAAAUGAUCAGUGAAUUAGAAGAUAAGGGUCCAUCCAAAUACAAAAUCCACGUAAUUGCUGUCUCACGCUUCACUUGUAAACAACCUUUGCCCCAUUUCCCUAAUGAUAAGAUGGCCUCAUCGAGAGCUGUUUUCUGGAGGAAAAUGUGCACUUUAAUUACCAAAAAUAUAUAUUGUCUUGAUGUAGUUCAGUUACUAAAGUGUUUACCUUGCAGGCACCAGGUCUUUGAUUCAAUAUCCUCACCUCAUAAAUCAGACAUAUUAAUGAAUACCUAUAACUCUAGCAUUUGGGAGCUGGGACCAGAUGGCUAAGAAAUACUUUCUUCCAGAAGUUUUCGAUCUAUACAAUAAUUUAUUGCUUACUUCAUUCAUCACACAGUGAAUUCUGGAACUGAGUUUUUGUAUGGACCCAAUUAGAAUAUCUACUAACUGAACUUCUCUAAUCCUGUCUCCCAGCUCUCUCCUACUCAGCUUCCGAUAGGUACCAUUCUACUCUUAACUUUCAUGAGAACUUACCUUGUUUCACUUUAGCAUGUAAAUGAGAUCAUGGAAAAUUGUCUAGUUUUUAAUCUUGUUUGAUUUCAUUAAAAACUAUGUCCACUUGUGGCUGCAAAUGUCAGCAAUAUCAGUUUUAAAUAGCGGAUAAGUUGGGCUGGGGAUUUAGCUCAGUGGUAGAGCGCUUACCUAGGAAGCGCAAGGCCCUGGGUUCGGUCCCCAGCUCCGAAAAAAAGAACCAAAAAAUAAAAUAGCGGAUAAGUUACCGUGGUACGAAUGGGCCACAUACUGUUUGUUCAUUCACUGAUUGGACAUUAGCUUAUUUCCAUCCAUGACCUGUUGUGAAUAGCACUUGAGUAGACACAGCAGUGUACAUGCCCUUUUAUCGCACUGAUUUCACAUCCACAUGAAUUUCUGACAUUGGUGGCAAUUAUGGGCGCUCUACACUUUACCUUUUCAAUGGCGACCAUACUGUUCUCCACACUGACUAUAUUCAUUUUUGUCCCUAUCAACAGUAUAAGAGGCUUUUCUCUUCUUCAUAUCCUUUCCAAAGCUUGUUAUAUGUCAUACUUAUUUUUGUUUAGGGGUUGGGGCACACACAUCCAUGUGUAUGUUAGAACAUGUAUGUGGAGGUCAGAAAGCUGCCUGUGAGAACUUCCACCAUGUGGGUUCUGGGAUCUAACUUUGGUCAUCCGUCUUGGCAGCACAUACCUUUGCUGUUGAGGAAAUUUAACUGUUCAUUCUUCGUCUUCAUGGUAGUAGUCACUGUAACUACAGCAAAGUAAUAUCCCACAGUUGGCUUUAGGUUUAUUUUCCUAAUGAUUAAUUAUGAUAAUUUUUCCAUCUGUUGUCCAUUUGCAUGGCUUCUUCACAUAAAUGUCCAUUUAUCACAAGCGAGGCAUCAUCUGUCUUUCAGAAUGUUCUAGCUAUCACAAAAGUGUAUAGCAUUCUUCACGGAGCCACUCCCCAUUCAUGUCCCAUCAGCUACUCUUUCCUCCUCUUUUCCGUGCCUUGACACAUUGAUGAUCUUCAUCCAGAAACAAGGAAAAGAAGACAGGCAGAGCCCUCUGGUCCCCCACCACAACCCACUCUCUGACACUCACAAAAAUGUUGUUUAUAUUCCCUUUGCUCACACAAUUGGUGCUUUAGUGUGUGUGCAAAACAUAAUAUCCAAAGAUAAAUCAGCAGGAAAAAUUAGUGUGCUUUGCAGUGCAAGAGAAAAGUAAAAUCCAGCCGAGGCAAGUGAGUACACUCAGAUUUUAUUAUUUAGUAAGAAAAGAGAGAUGACCCGUUCCCUAGAAGAUAAAGUCAGCAUCUUCAGAACAGUCAGAAAAUGCUUCUUCAGAACAGUUACUGCUCCAUUAGAGUGGAAGAAACACAAAGGAAGAGUUUAAGACACUUUCAGAACUUUCUGCAUUUUGGCAGAAUUAAAGAAACUUAAUUCUUUCUACAAGGUUUCUUCCUGCAUGGAUCGAAUGAAGCAUCUUCAAGCCCAUAUAAUCUUUCCCCAACUCUGGAGUUCUAAGUAGCUUCCUGCAGUGUGAAAUUGUAGUGCUGGCAUUUUGGAGUUUACUAAGGCUGGCAUCUAUGCUUAAGGGACUUCUUAACGACCAUGAACAGGUUGUCAAGGCAUUGCCCUGACUAACAAUGCCUUCUCUGAGUGGAGUUUUCAUUCCUGGUGUUUAAGAUAACAAUGAUAAAAUUUUCCAGUAGUUAUAGAAAUGGGAGGAUUCAGACUGUACUUGGGACCACUGAAAGCUUUUGAGUGUUAAAAUCAGCAUUUGCACGGAUAUGAUUUAGUUAAGGGUUGUGGAAAACAAGAAUAAGAAACAGAAUUUGUCCUCUCUAAUGAGUUUUAAUAAUGAUAAUUAAAACUGGAGUUUGUACUUUGUUCAUAUUCAUUCAUCCAUAUUCUCUUUCCUGUGAAAUAAUUGGUAGAAGUCCCAGGUACCAAGAAUUAUAAAUAAAUCAAUCCUAAAUUACAAGAACUCUGAGAGGUAUUGAAGCCCUGUCUUUGUCACAAAGAACAUGAAUUUGGGAAGGUCCAUUGAGAGGCUCAAGAUUGCAUAAUAGUAGGCAUCUUUGACUUACCCCAGACCCCUUUACCUAAACAAUGCCAGGACUAAUGAGUGCAGACUUUGAGCCAUGGAGAACAGGUGGCUGCUAUAAUUGGGUAGCAGAUUGUGAGAAGGUACCAGAGAGGUCAAUCACAUGACUUGGCUGGGUGCUGUGAGUACUUUUAUGUUAAUACUUUUGUGUCAAUACUAUUACUAUAUGGAAAGAUUAUAUAUGUAACCAGGUGUUGACGUAUUCACCUUGAUCAUUGACUUAGUAACCACUAAUGUUCAACAGUAUGAGACUACGGAAGUAAGGGAUAAGUGGCGCCCAAUGGCCCAGACUUGCUGUUUUGUUUUUGACACACUUAUUGGCAAAAAGAGUUUCCUAGAAAAAUGAGCUUUUAAUUUAGCUUGAGCAUGGUGCUGUGAAGUAACAAUAAAGCGCCAAUCCCUUGAGAUCACUUGACAAUGAUUUUGUAAUAUCCAUGUACAGUGUAGGUGUCAAAGCUAUUUCAUUACGCAUCAUACACGUCCACUAUCCUAAGGAAGUCCAGGCUAAGGGUUUUCCAUUCAUAACCAUGUAUUUCCUAGCUAAAGAAUUAUUUUAAGUCAAAUUUGUAAGCAAAUCCAUUCCCUCUGCCAGUUAUACUGUGUACACAUUUUCCCAUGGAGGAAAAACUCAAGAAAUAAGUACUUUCCUUACCCAUCCUAACAACUUCACUCACAAACCCUAGUUUGGCAGGAAGAUAUGUCAUAUUUAGAUGGGUCACUGAAGAAAGGACUUAUUCUCUACAUGGUACUUGGAAGCAGGUUUUGUCCUUUGGAGACAGGAGGUCCAGGGAGAGAUGGGGAGGGGUAUUAAAAUCCCACCCCACACGGUAAAACCAACAUAAAGAGCUGAAACUUCUGAGGAUCCCACUGAUGUCUGCAACCAGCCUUCCAAGUAGCCAGGCCUGAGGCAGAACUGACACAGCUUUUCUCCUUGGAGGCACGAAAUCCUCCUCACUGUCUCUGGUGCUUUCUGCCUCCUCCAUGUUUUGAACACCCUGUCUAAGUAAAACAGAGCAUGGGAUGAGCACAUCCCUCCUCCCCGGGUAUUUACAUUUUAAGCCUUUUAUCUCUAGCUAUAGAUUGAAGGGCUUUGGUUCCAGUUAAAGGAAUUUCAAGCAGUUGCAUCUAGAUGGAUGAGAUUAGUUUGGGUCCUGAGGGGCUCUUCUUUGUCCCUAAAAAUCCUGGUAUUGUCAGCUGUACUAGAUGCAGACAUGAAUAGGCUUUGUUCUGACACCAUUCUCUACUCUCUGUGGAAACACUGUGCCUACUGUGGCCACCAGUGUCAAACACUGAGAGGAGUCCUCCUGCCUCCAUCUUUCCUUUUUAUUCUUUGAACCUCCUGAGACAUCUAUUAGCAUCUUUCACAUUUUGCGCCUCCUGGUUUGUGGCAUUUUCUUCUGUCUCACAGAUGAAUUUGUUGAUCUCAUGAGUAAUUAUUACUUUGACAUCUUCAGGGCGUGACUUGCCUCCGUUCUUUCUUUUUAUCUCAAUGGUUAUAUCUUAGUUGCUAUUAUUUUACAGCAAUUUUUAUCUAGUUUCUCUCUUCUUGUGUCAUAAGUUGUUGUGGUGGCUUUGGAGAAAAAACACUCACUGUGUCAUUUUCCAGUUUGACUAUGACAUACUGUUUUUAAAGUUUCUGCCAGUGUUCUGAAAUUGAAUUACUUUUUGUGAGUGAAUGAUACAAAGACUGAUGUAGUUUUAUUUUUUUCUUAUAAUAUUAGAUACGUUCCUUGUGACCAAAGCCUGUUUUAUUGGGCUGAUUUUUUUUUGCCAUACAGCAAUUUACCUCUUAUUAUUAUUUUUCUCUUAAAAAGUUUUAUUUAAAAUGCUUUAAUUGAAAGAGAAAUGCACUACUCAUCCCUCCCUCAAAUGCCUCCUAUGAAUACUCCACCCACUUUCAAGUUGAUUUCUUUUUUUCUGAUUAUUAUUGGUGUGUGUGUGUGUGUGUGUGUGUGUGUGUGUGUGUGUGUGUGUGUGUGUGGGUGGGUGUGUGUGUGUGUGUGUGAGAGAGAGAGAGAGAGGAGAGAGAGAGAGAGAUUAUACAGACAUAUGAAUAGAACCUACUGAGACCAUUAUUGUUGACUUUUGUUUGCAUUGAACAACCAAUAAAUGCAAUUGUUCCUGGUAAUCUCAUUUCCCCUUCUCCCAGCA